Messenger RNA from Zootoca vivipara (common lizard), 4132 nucleotides. It is a transcript of the gene RHBG, whose product is annotated as Rh family B glycoprotein. Gene Ontology annotation, molecular function: ammonium channel activity. The record is from RefSeq and is a predicted model, not a curated record. Gene Ontology annotation, biological process: ammonium transmembrane transport; ammonium homeostasis. Gene Ontology annotation, cellular component: plasma membrane. NCBI's taxonomy places the organism in Eukaryota, Metazoa, Chordata, Lepidosauria, Squamata, Lacertidae.
UGACUGCUUUCGCUUUCCUCUUUUUCUCUCUUCUCUCCUUCUUUCCCGGUCGCUUCUCCCUUUCCCCACAAUGUCAGGGCACACCACCAACCUAAGGCUCAAGCUCCCCAUUGCCUGCCUUUCCCUUCAGUUCCUGACUAUUCUCCUCUUCGCCCUCUUCGUCCAGUACGAUGCCGAAACAAGCGCCAACCUCUGGCACGACGAACUGGCUCUCCGCAACAAGAGCCACCUGCAGAACGAGUUCUAUAUGCGAUACCCAAGUUUCCAAGAUGUUCACACUAUGAUCUUUGUUGGCUUUGGCUUCUUGAUGACCUUCAUGAAACGGUACAGCUUUGGGGGCGUGGCCUUCAACUUCCUGAUAGCUGCCUUUGCCAUCCAGUGGUCUAUCCUCAUCCAGGGCUUUUUCCAUUCCUUCCAUUAUGGCAAAAUCCACGUUGGAAUAGAAAGCAUGAUCAAUGCCGACUUCUGUGCCGGGGCAGUCCUGAUCUCUUUCGGAGCCGUUCUUGGCAAGACGAGUCCUCUCCAGCUGCUGCUGAUGACCGUAUUGGAAGUCACCCUCUUUGGCAUUAAUGAAUAUAUCUUACUUAGUCGCUUUGGGGUAAAGGAUGCUGGGGGCUCCAUGACCAUCCAUACCUUUGGGGCCUACUUUGGUUUGAUGGUGUCCAGGAUUCUUUACCGGCCUCAGCUGAAGAAGAGCAGAGAACGAGAAGGCUCCACCUAUCAUUCAGAUCUCUUUGCUAUGAUUGGAACUCUCUUCCUCUGGGUUUUCUGGCCCAGCUUCAACUCAGCGGUGGCGGCCCAUGGAGACGACCAGCUACGGUCGGUCAUGAACACCUACUUCUCCCUGUCUGCGAGCACCCUCGCCACCUUCGCCCUCUCGGCCCUGGUGAAUGGAGGGGGCAAGCUGGACAUGGUUCAUGUUCAAAAUGCAGCCUUGGCUGGCGGAGUGAUUGUUGGGACCUCAGGAGACAUGAUGCUGACCCCAUUUGGAGCCAUGAUUGCAGGGGUCUUGGCUGGCUCUGUGUCGGUUCUUGGCUUCAAAUUCCUUACGCCCUUUCUGGCCUCCAGGCUGAAAAUCCAUGACACCUGUGGAGUCCACAACCUGCACGGGAUGCCAGGAAUCCUUGGCGGCCUCCUUGGCGCGCUGGUGGCAGGGCUGGCAACAGCAGAUGUUUACGGAGAUGGCCUGGCAGACAUCUUUCCUCUUGUCGCCUCUGGGAAACGGACCACUGCGUAUCAAAGCCUCUUCCAGCUGAGUGGUUUGGUUGUCACUCUGGGGUUGGCUCUGAUUGGUGGGAGCCUUGUGGGGUUCAUCAUGAAGUUGCGGAUACUUGGAUCUCCAAACGACUCUCUCUGCUUUGAAGAUAAUAUCUACUGGGAGGUUCCUGAGGAUCAUCACAAUGGCUUCCAGCAUGUUGUGGUUGUGAGAGCCCAGGAGACAGACAGAGACUCAAGCGCCUGACAGAAUGCUGCCAUCUUCUACACAGCAGCAGGCAAAAAGAUGACAGCAAGGGAUCUGCCAUGUUCAGGAGAUCCCAGCCAUUAGGAGAUCUGCUCUGAAGUCAAAACACCACAAAGGUGGUUCCAGGGCUCCAGUCCCCUUAGAAGGCGGAGCCAGAGGACUUGCCAGAUGGUUUGCCUGUGAUGACUCUGUUUUGGAAAGGAGUGCAUUCUGCGUAUGCUCAGACACACUGCCUUAUGUGUUAUUACUUUGCAUAUUCCAAAGGUGAGCCAUGGCACUCUGAAAGAGGUUCCAGCAUUACACACUGAUGAUCCACCCUUCUCAAAUGAGGCCCCUGACCCUUUGGACAAGAGGGGGACCCUGAAGCCAAGAUGAAGAUGAAAUGGUCAAAUCUUCUACCUGAAUAUACUUGCCUUCACUUGGGGAUUUCUUCCACAAGACUGCCAAGGCAGUGCUCAUUUCCUGAAAGGCUGGUGGCUAACUACUGCCAUUUUUGUGGUGUUUGUUCAGCAUCCUGUGAUCCAAAAAUACAACUUGGCCUUUCAACAUAAAAUCCUUGGCUAGCAUGGUUGAAACCUAGGAAAGCAAACAUCAAGACAGAAAUGCAAAAUCAAACAGGGGGCACUACUUAGAAUAUUUGUAAUGAUUUGAUUAACAGUAUUUGUAUUUAAAUAGUGGAAACAUUUGUGUGAUGACUUACAUAUUUUUUUAUUAUGCCCUAAAUCCAUAUAACUGAAGUCCUGAGAGACCCUCUUGUGCUUCUUUCAAAUAUCUGUUAAAAUGACAGUCGUUUGCUUCAUUGGUUAAAAACAAAUGAAAAGUUUAGGAUGUCUGUGGUGACCCUCGGAACCUUCUGAAUGAGUAAUAAUGAGCAGAUUUAUUGUGGCAGACAUCUUUGCCACAAUAAAUCUGUUAUUACUGAGGAUGCCACAAUACUUUCUGUUGCAUUUGCUGCAGCAGAUAAAAUGCAAACUAACCCCUCUGAGUCACUGCGGCAGGGAUUUUCAAGAACUAAAUCUAUGGCCAGCAUGGAGGCCUGAUGCUGAAAUGAACCCAGAACUGAGUUCUACCUUUAGAAAACCCCCAGGAGUAUUUUUAGGAGGCUGUAGAGAAGCAUCAUGCUCUCCAGAAAAACACAGACCAAUACAGAAGUCUCUCCUGGCUGGAAUAUUAUUACUAUGUACAGUAUUCGAUUUAUAUACUGCCCUUUAUCAAAAGAUCCCAGGGCCGUGCACAAUAUUAAGAACACAUUUUACAGCAGUUUAGACAUUUGUAAAACAAACAAAUCGCUGCCAUAUGGCUUUGCCAUUUGGUAUCAGAGCAGCAAAACCACCACUAGAUGUAUACAGCUAAUAUUUUAUAAAUGAUUGGCUUGCACCUCAGCAAAAGCCUCCUUAAGCCAAAGCAGCUUCAGCAGGCCUCUAAGCAUCCUAACUCUACGGCCCUCUCUCAUCCCUGGCCAGUGGCCAUGAUGGCCGGGGCAAGGGACCCUCAUUUCUCCCUUUCCUGUUGAAACAUGGGGCUCCCCUCCCUCGACAUUUCAGGAGAGAGUCCGCCGUGGCUUGACUGAGAGGGGCUGUGAGGAGAAGGCCAUUUUGGCAGAAAAGUAGUAGAGAAAGGGAAGUAAGAAAUUAAAAAACUCAGAGAAAGAAUGGAAGACAGAUACCAAAGACAGCAAAUUGGGGGGAGGGGGGGAGGACAGAGCACGAUAUUUAAAGGAAAGCUGGCAUAAGCCUGAAUCGGGCACAUGACACUAAUAUCCGCUCAAUGUCCUCACACUUUUUAUUUGGUGCUGAAAUGGCUUCUCAGGCUUCUUGGGGGGGAGGGAGGACUGUUUAUGUACCCCGCAAAAUUUUGCAGUUGAAAACACAGAAAUGUAUCUGUACUGAUGUGGGGUGGGUGGGUCCACCCCAGGCCCAGACCGUGUCAUUAAGAACUUGGUGAUACCCCAAAGCCUGAGUUCUAGGAGUUCUGGUUUGAGGGGCAGGCUCCUUGGUGCUUUAUAGGCCCGGCCAAAGACAGCACUCUGCCUGAAGUGCAGAACAAGAUGGUGCCCCUACAUGAAGAUGGUUCCAUGUAGACUGGCCCUCAAAUCCUUACUUCAACAAAGGGGGUCUCUGCACCUGAGGCAGCAAGUCAGGCUGUGUACACAGGUCCAACAGAGAGGGACUUAGGAGGAACAGCUCCCCAGCACCAGCCGUCUGAGGCAGUUGCUUCACUUUGCCUAAUGUUAGAGCCAGUCCUGUUGCCCAACCUUUGCCUGUCUGUAGCUGACAUUUCUAAUGUCCUUGGCUUUCCAAUGUCAAGGUUUUGCAAGGGCUCUGUUUCAGCGGCAGAGCAUCCACCUUGCAGGCAGAGAAGGUCCCAGGAUCAAUCUCCACGCAGGACUAGGAGAGACUCCCGCCUGAGAGCCAUCGCUGCCAGUCGGUGUGAACAAUACUGACAGCUUCCAGUGUUCCUGUGCCAAACUUCCCACUUCAAUUUGACCUCGGCCUUGACAUGGUUUCAAUUGGAAGCACCUUGCUGGGCAAGGCUUGUGUUACUCUCUUGGCGAUGGCACCACACAGAUCGGAAUAACGGCGAACGAGCAAGGGCUGAGAUAAUUGGUGUGGAGGAGAGAUGACAGCACGGAUCCCGCUGUCCUUUGGAGAGUCCAGAAAAGGGGGAAGU